AUGAGCUCAGCAGCUGAACAGUGGCCUGGACAGUGCAAGGCCCUGCUGUACAGCAACAAGAGCAUGGCGGAGAUGUCAUCUCUGAGAGGUCAAGCUCGUUCAGGGUUCCUCUUGCAAAGCAGAGGCUCUGCUGGGAGCCUGGAGCCUGUGCCUCCCACUCUAACUCCUGUCAUUGGUUACCUUGGGCAUUUGGUUACUGUGACGAUAAAGAUGGCAGUGCUCCCAGAUAUGACUGACUACUGUGUCUCAAUGCAAAAGGACAGAUUACCUCCUGGCACUACCCCUAUUUUCUCAGCUUGGAGGAAAAUCCUCAACCUGGAGUUUGCUUCACAAGUGGCAGUGCCGGCCACCGAUAAAACCUGCCUUUCACCUAAACUGCUGCAGCAACCCUCUUCAGACUAUGGACAACAGGACACUGGGGCACCAACUGCCUCAAGUUGCCUAAGUCAAAGUAACCUAUUAAGAACUGAGAGGCCGGGCCCCUCUCCAUUUCCACACAGGGACCGGGACCGGGACCGUGAGCGGGAGCGCAGAGAAAGAAGCCGAGAGCGAGACAAGGAGAGAGAACGGAGACGCUCCCGCUCUCGGGACCGGAGGAGGCGCUCCCGGAGUCGAGACAAGGAUGAGCGGCGCAGAUCCAGAGAGAGGAGCAAGGACAAGGACCGAGACAGAAAGCGCCGAAGUAGUCGGAGCCGAGAGCGAGCACGCAGGGAGCGGGAGCGAAAAGAGGAGCUUCGAGGUGGUGGCGGCGGCGGCGGUGGUGGUGGUGGUGGCGGUGGUGGUGGCGACAUGGCUGAACCCUCUGAAGCUGGUGAUGCCGCUCCUGAUGAUGGGCCUCCUGGAGAGCUUGGCCCCGAUGGCCCUGAUGGCCCAGAGGAGAAGGGCCGGGAUCGAGACCGGGAGCGACGUAGGAGCCACCGAAGUGAGAGGGAACGUCGCCGGGACCGAGACCGUGAUAGGGAUCGAGAGCACAAACGGGGGGAGCGGGGCAGUGAGCGGGGCAGGGAUGAGGCUCGGGGUGGGGGGGGCGGUGGUCAGGACAAUGGGCUAGAAGGGCUAGGUAGUGAUGGUCGAGACAUGUACAUGGAGGCAGAGGGUGGUGAUGGGUACAUGGCCCCGGAAAAUGGAUAUCUGAUGGAGGCAGCUCCCGAAUGAAGAGGCUUCCUGUGUUGUGGACAUGCUUCUGUUUCGCUGUCUGCCUUUCUAGCCUUUCCACCAUGGCUUGUCCUCUGAGGUAGAAGUUUUUUUGUUGUUUUUUGUUCUGAUCCCUUGGAUUUAAAAAUAAAAUUAAUUUCAUGAU
Messenger RNA from Chionomys nivalis (European snow vole), 1300 nucleotides. Its product is annotated as U1 small nuclear ribonucleoprotein 70 kDa-like. The record is from RefSeq and is a predicted model, not a curated record. Lineage: Eukaryota; Metazoa; Chordata; Mammalia; Rodentia; Cricetidae. The transcript has 4 exons. Bases 1 to 1155 code for a protein of 384 amino acids.